Molecule: messenger RNA, 1752 nt
Organism: Cryptotermes secundus
Lineage: Eukaryota; Metazoa; Arthropoda; Insecta; Blattodea; Kalotermitidae
Exons: 2
Coding region: 209-1150 (313 amino acids)
Molecular function (GO): nucleic acid binding; zinc ion binding
Source: RefSeq, a predicted model, not a curated record
GAACGAUUAGAAUGUGUCGAAUGUAUAAUGCCAGUCAUGGUGUGCAGAAAGAAGUACUGUGUGGUUGAAUAAAGUUAUUAGUGGAUAUAUAUAAUAUGGCCUAACCUGGACAGUGCCAAUUAUAUACAUUUAUCGUGUAAAGUUAGGCACUUUAUAUUGAUAUAUAAACCCAAGUGAUGAACACAAAACGUGUGGAUGAAACAAAGGGAUGUCAUACAAACCAUAUCAGAUGAAUAAGAGCGAGGUUUCACUGUUGGAACAUGUGAAUGCAGUAAUUAACUUGCUGAACAGUUUCGUGGUAAAAGAUAACAUCUCCAAAGAUGUCCUUCGACGAUUGGAUUACUUAUACAGCAGGCUGGGUGACUUCCUUGUUCAAGAAUUAUGUAAUAAUAAUGAAUCAAACGAUUCACAUUCAUGGCAGCAAGCAGGGGCAGAAUUACCGAUUUCAAAAUGUGAAGAAUUGGCAGCAUCCUUACCAAGCAACCUGCCUGAAGAUACACCAGGUAUGGAGAUUUUCAGGGAUGUGCAGUAUGUGUGUUGUCUGUGCAAAGACUGUAUCGACAUACAUGACUUUGACUACAAACUGUCUGUGGAUUUGCAUAAUCAAACUGGUGUACACCAACAAGUGCUCAAACUGCAGAAAAUGAAAGCAGCACAGACAGCGAUGCUGGAAACUGUGAGACCCACAGAGAUAAAUUGGAAACACAUGUCACCAACCACUGCAAGAAGUUCCAUUGUGGUCUGUACAUGUCAAGAGAAUGCAGACAAACAUGUAACAGGGAAUUCCAAUGAGAGAGGGCUAACUGAGCACAGAGAGGCUGAGUGUGAAAUGGUGGUUACUGGUAAUGGAGUGUUCUAUUGUCAUGUGUGCAGUGUGCCUGUAGGAAGCAGCAGCAAUGCAAUUCAGCACAAACGGGGCAAACCCCACCAGCAGAAACUGUUAGCAAGGCAGCUUACACUAUCAGCAGAAGACAAGCUCUGGUCAAAGAUUAGUGAAAGAUGGAAAGGUCACCGGAAAUACUUUGAGAGUCUUGGGGAUGCUGUUAUGAAGUGUAAAGUAUGCAUGGUCACUGUUCCCAAGACUGAAGUCAACGUGUUGAGCCACAUUCAUGGCAAGAAGCAUUUACAAAUUUUGUCAGACAGUAUGUGAGGAUUGUAGGGGUGUGAAUCCUGGAAUGUGGUCGAAAAAAAAAUGCAUUUCUUUUUUCUCAGCUUUCCAUUUGCCCAUGGAGGAAUUGCCUCAGUUCUUCUGGGUUUUCAAACAUGUGCUUGGAUGUGAACAUGUUCAACAGAUUGUUAGGGAAUGGAAUUACACACAACACACCCCAAACAGCAAUGCUACUGACAUAGUGCAGAAUAGUCCACAUUAUGGGAAAACUUAAAUGUGGAAAAUAUCUAGAGAACUUCUGUGUUUUAUGCAUGACAACAGCUCAGUUUCACAUCCAGGGAUCUGUUCCCAGGUUUCCCAUUGUACUUAAACAGUUGAAACCAAUCAUAUGCACCACCCUGUCAUCUGAGAAUUGUGUGACUUGUUGCAUCUUGACAUACAUACCCAUUGCAGUGCCUUAUGAAAUAACAUUCCAUAUUUCUAUAUUAUAUUACACAAGUGUCUCACCUUUCUGUAAUAUUGUAUGCUACGCACCCUUACCAAGUUUUCAUAGCAUGUAAGAUUGUGUAAUAGUUUUAUGUAAAUGAUGAUUAUUAUGAGUUAAAAUGACAGAAAAUAAAUGGCCUUAAAUAUUUUCUCAUCUA